UCGGCACGGCGUUUCACUAAAUGCGUGUACUUGUUUAUACAUUUGGAAGUCUGAAAUGUUUGCUUGGGUUCAGUGAAACAGGAUGUGGUCUGUAUGAUCACACUUGUCUCUAUUUAUACCUGUACGGGUAACAUUUGGCUAAAAACCUAAUCGCAUUUCAAUCACUAAAAUGCUUGUGCAUCUGCAGCCUGAUCUGUGUGAGAGGAGUAGUAGGACUCUGUAUUGAGUUUCCGGACAGCUGGACUAACGUCAGAAACAAAGUCGUGGUUUGGCCCCGUCACCAUAAACUGUAUCUGGGCACUCAGGUCGAGAAGGCAGAAGCAUCAUCCUGAGCGAGAUCCACCAGCUGACAUCAAGAGAGCGACUGUGAGGGUGAAGGCGUGCCAGCGGGUCCCGGGACUGACGAUCGGCAGCUGGAAAGAGGGGCUGAUAUGAGGGCUGUACAUCUGAGUCUUCUGACCUUCCUGCUAAAUCUCUGGAUUGUUCUCUCCAUCCAAGGUCUUGACUGUGUCAAUGACUAUGUCAACAACAUCACCUGUGUCUGGAACUGCUCCACAGUAGGUCCAGGGGUGGUCUGCCAUCUCCAAGGGCAAAAGGCUAACAAUGUCAGGAUAUGUGAUCUGAAGCCUUUGUUGGGAUCAGACGGCACUUUGAGGGGCUGCCAUCUUGUUUUUGUGUCUAAUCAAUUUAUUUUUCGGGACAAGAUACCACUUAAUGUUACAUGUAACAACUACAUGGUAUUCCGUAUACCCGAUUACUCACCAGCAAGAAACAUCAAAAUGCACCCUCCUGGCAGGCCCACCGUACUCAAAUCCAACAUGUCCUGGAGUCCCGGUCACCCUUUGUCACCUUACAUAUUUGAUUACGAGUUUCAAAUGCAGUUCAAGCUUGAGAAACAUGGAUGGGAGGUGGCGCGGGACGUCUAUUCUAAACGGAAAAUGUGGGUGGAGCUAAAUGAAGACAUACUGGAGAAGGCAGCGCUGUAUCAGGCCCGGGUUCGGGUCCGUCCGGUAGAGAAACUCUCAGGGGCUUGGAGCGACUGGAGCCCCACCACUUCCUGGAGGCCAGAGAAUAUGCCCCCCUCUCAAGGUAUCGUGCCAUUAAUGCUGGGUGGUCGUCAAGGUCAAGAUCAAGGUCAAGGUCAAGGCUUUAACUGGAGUGUGGAAGUCCCCGUGGUGCUCGUGCUCAGCUUCAUGUUCAUCAUGAUCUUGAUGGUGUUCCUAUGCCGCACCUACCAGGAGAAAUGGUUCUACCAGGUUAAAUGUCUGCACAUCCCCGAUCCCUCGAAAUAUUUUGCCAGCCUCCACUCCAUUCACGAGGGAAACUUCCAGAAAUGGUUAAGUCCCAUGUUCUCGCCGGAGUCUUUCGACAUUCUACGCAACUCCGAGGAUAUUUCGGUGCUGGAGAUCUCCAAAGAGAAAGUCACCCCGGCUUACCUGGAGUUCAGCAACCUGGCCAAACAGUGGGACAGUAGUGGUCAUUCCACCUUCUCCAACUUAGGAUACCUAUAUUCCAAAUACCCCAGCUCCUACGAGAUCGAGCCCUGCUCCGUCUACUUCAGCUACCAGCCGGGUGAGGGUCAGGACGAUCAGGACGACAGCUCUUAUGAACAUUCUCUUCAAACGAGCUCCUCCUAUGAGUGUCUAGCAAAGGACGGAGACUUCCACAGGCAUGUCGAGGUGCCCGACUCAGGCUUCGGGACUGGGCAGGAGGAUCAGGAAAUGGAGGAGAAUGAAGAGGAGAAGGUGGAGCUGAACAGCUUUGGAGAAUCAGCACACUGGCCUGCUCCUUUAGUGGCGUGCCCUUCAUCCAGAGCAGUCGUCUGUCCUGCAGGCUCCUCUCAGCCCUUCCACAGCUUCCCACAGCUUCCCUACCCCUAUCCUGUUCCCCGUGACAUGGGUUUAGCAGAUAGGCCCAGUGCCCCCGUGGAAUCAUUUGGUAUAACCCCCGGCAGGUUCUCCUCGGUGAAACUGGAGCCCUCCAAUGGUGGAUACCUGUCACUGCAGGAAAUGGAGCUCACUGGAGGCAACAAGUCCAUCUGAAAAGCCUACAAGUCCCAUCAGUACUCGCAGUAUAAUCACGCAGGGACGGAUUACGGACCGGGCCAGCGGGGCCUCUGCCCAGGGGCCCUUAGGGUGCAGGGGGCCCGUGGGGCCCCUAGCCCAAAACAAUUUGCAACGCUUAUCAACAAUGUAUUUU
This is a messenger RNA of Paramormyrops kingsleyae, 2199 nucleotides long. RefSeq names its product interleukin 2 receptor, beta (gene il2rb). NCBI's taxonomy places the organism in Eukaryota, Metazoa, Chordata, Actinopteri, Osteoglossiformes, Mormyridae. The record is from RefSeq and is a predicted model, not a curated record. Gene Ontology annotation, cellular component: membrane; external side of plasma membrane. Gene Ontology annotation, molecular function: cytokine receptor activity; protein binding. Gene Ontology annotation, biological process: cytokine-mediated signaling pathway; immunoglobulin mediated immune response.